Molecule: messenger RNA, 1035 nt
Organism: Pestalotiopsis fici W106-1
Lineage: Eukaryota; Fungi; Ascomycota; Sordariomycetes; Amphisphaeriales; Sporocadaceae
Exons: 2
Coding region: 1-1035 (344 amino acids)
Source: RefSeq, a predicted model, not a curated record
AUGUCGUCCCAACUUCAGAGCGAAGCCGCCUUUGAAAGCGGCAUCCCAGCCUUCAUAUAUAGACAAUGGUUCAAAUACAGACAACCAGUCCCUGCCGGCACGAGCUUGGCAGGGCAGACUGCCAUCAUUACCGGUGCAAAUGUCGGGCUCGGACUCGAAUCAUCACGGCAGCUGCUCGCCCUGGGCCUUUCAACGCUGAUCGUGGCAGUCAGAUCACAGCACAAGGGCGACGAGGCCGCCAAGGGUCUAAAGGCAUCACACCCAAAUGCCAGGAUAGAAGUCUGGCUGGUCGAUAUGGAGAGUUAUGACUCGGUGCAGAACUUUGCCAAACGGUGCGACAAGGACCUGGAUCGUAUCGAUAUCGUCAUUCUCAAUGCUGGACUGCAGAGCCCCGUGUUCCAGCGCGUGGCGGCGACAGGCCAUGAUCAGGUCCUGCAGGUCAACUACUUUUCAACAGCACUUCUCGCAAUUCUUCUACUGCCCAUUAUGAAAGCCAAGCGACAGAGGGCGGACAGUCCGCCAGUUCUCAGCGUCGUCUCGUCUGACACGGCGUACUGGGCGACGCUGGAGACGGACAGGCCCGUCACCGCACAACUCAACCGCGAAGACGGCUACACGGGAAUGAAUCAGUACAAGGGCACAAAGCUUCUGGAGAUGCUCUUUGUGGCCAAGCUGGCCGAGCAGGUCGACGCCAACGAGGUGAUUGUCAACCUGGCGAACCCCGGUUUCACGGCCGGCACGGCAUUCGGCCGCAACAGCAGCGGCAACUCCUGGGCCUCGCACGUAAUGAGCACAGUCUUCCGCGUGGUACUGGCUCGCACGAUUGAGGCUGGAGCAAGCAACUACGUGGACGCUGCAGUGGUCAAAGGAAAAGGAAGCCAUGGUAGCUUCUGUAGUGACUGGGAUAUACGCCCAUACCCCCCUCUGAUGUACACGGACGACGGACAAAAAAUCAAGGAGAGAUUAUGGGAAGAGACAAUGGAAGAAUUGAAUUUUGCUGGUGUAUCUAGCAUUAUACAAUCCCUUCGUGGCUGA